CUGAAUUGUUCUAUAUAAACGCAAAUUAUUUAUUAAUAAAAAUUAUUAUUCGCGUUUUAAAGUUAUAUUGUCAGUUCUAGAUUUUCAUUACUGCUGCAAUUAUUAUAAUCCUUGAAAAUGGAUUUCUAUUUUUAUUUUGUGUGUGUAAUUAUCAUACCUACGUUUUCAACUGGAAAUGAUGAUACAAAAAGACUAGAGUGUAUACUAAACACGAUUCGCGACGAUAACAGCAAGUUUCCCUUAACAGCUAUUAACGCACAUUUAGUAGAAAUAAAAUUAUAUGAGAAUGCUGUUAAUGGACUAAUAAGGCUUGAUACCUUGAGAAAACUCAAAAGUGAUUUUAAUUUAGAAUUUACGAAAUUUGACAAUAAUUUGAAGCACUAUUCAGGUGUUAUACCAGAUGAAAGAUGACCGAUGACGGUGAGAAAUGAACAGUUGGAAUACUUUACAUUAAAAUGUUGAAGACUACAAGGUAGUCGAUACAAACGGAGGCACUUGUUAUGUACACAAAGGGCACACAAUGGCGUAGACUGGUAUAGUAAUUAUACACCCACGACGAAUCACCAGGGUGAUUAAUCCAUUAGUGGGACUAUGAGCUAGGUGAACCAUAAAACCACGUAGCAAUGGUGGCGAGAACGCAAAACUCACCAAAGGGACCGAUAAUAGUUCGGCGAGACGCAAUAAUCACGUACACUAGCAUCCAACGCAGUGAAUCGCUCACACAACCGGUGGUGGUAGUGCGAGAGACGUUUUCGGUCAUAACAAUAAGAUGUAGCAAAACGCCCUCUCGUAAUGCGUACCCAACAAUGAGAACCAUGAAAUUGAGACACGACCUUGGUGUGUUGCGUUGAAACUGAAAUUUCUCAAUUUAUGUAUUCCAUGAGCUGGUACUAAGUAUACUGUAAUCGAAAUUAUAGAACUACUUGUUGAAUCAUUAUUACUCCAUGAAGAUGAUGUUUAUAAUGAGCUUUCUAAUGUUGAUGUAACAAAAACUGGAACAGUAACAAAAAAACAAGCAGAAGAAAUUAUAUCGAAAAGCGGAUUGUUUAAAGAUGAAUUAUCAAACAUUUUUAUUGAAAAAAUACUCAAUAAGUAUUCAAAUAACCAAAAUCAAUUCAAUUACAAAGGAAAAGAUAAAUAUGCCAUUUAAAUUACGUUUAAAGAAAAGUCGACAGUACAAUGUUGUUUCUAAGUCACUCUAUGUGAUUUGUGUAGAACUAUUAGACAGUACUUCCAUUGAAUGUACACUUUCUGCAGAAAGUGUUGGACAGGAAUGUUUAGAUAGUGUUUGUCAAAGACUAGGCUUGCAUCAGCCAGAAAUUUUGGGAUUACGCUACAUAUCAAGAAAUGGUAAUCCUCGUUGGGUUGAUUUAAGUAGACCAUUAAAGAGACAAUUGGACAAAUAUGCUUGCCAUUUUAGUCUAUACUUAAGAGUUAUGUACUAUGUAUCUAAUGUAUCUUUUAUCAAGGAUGAAAUGACUAGGUAUCAUUUUUUUCUUCAGCUUAAAAUGGAUGUUAUUGAAGGUCGAAUAAUUUGUGAUGCUGAUCAAGCAGUAUUAUUAGCAAGUUACAGUAUGCAAGCUGAAUUUGGAAAUCAUGAUUUAGAAAAGCAUACUUCUGAAUAUCUUAAAGAUUUUGCUCUUUUUCCUAAGCAUCUGACACAACAAGGGCGUCUGGAAAGUCUCACAGAAGCUGUUAUCUGUCAACAUUUAGCAUUAGCUGGUUUACCCCAAGGGACUGCUGAAGAAUAUUAUAUAGUUGCUGCACAACAAUUAGAAGGAUAUGGGCAGGAAAAAUUUCAAGCGAAAGAUGAUAAUGGAAUAGAAGUGACUCUGGCUGUAUGUCUCAAAGGAGUAACUAUACUCAAUCAAAACAAAACAAUAACAUUUUAUCAAUGGGAAGAUAUAGCAAAUGUCAUAAACCAUAAAAGAUAUUUUAGUAUAGAAGGACGACAUGACAAUUUUAUUCAGUUUCAAUUCAAUGAUGUUGAAACAGCAAAAUAUGUAUGGAAUAUGUGUGUUUUACAGCACAUGUUUUAUGGAUUACACGAAAAAAUUGAUAAUCCUGAUGAUAAUAAAGAUGAUGCUUUGAAAAAAUCUUUAGAGUUGCAAAUGGAUAACAAUAUUGACAGUAGUCGUGAUGAAUUAGAUACUGUUGAUACGCCUGACUCUAAUAUUUUAAGGGGGCCAUUUCCCUUGAAUGGUAUUCGUGCACAAUCAACAUCUUGUUUGGAUUUGUCAUCAACUCAAACCUGUGAUAAGUUUCGAUUUGAUAAAACUGGACAUAAAUCUAUAUCUAAAUUGCCAUCUUAUCGCUUGGCACCAGAUUAUGAAACAGCUGUUCAGCGUAAAUAUUUACAAGGAAAUUAUUACAACCAAACUCCAAAUUUAAUUCCUACCACAUCAAUAAGUCAUCAAGACAUAAACCUUCAUCAAUAUACCAAUGAUUUCAAGCAAUUUCCUGAUGUAACACAAGUUAAUAUGUCAACAACAGUUCAUCCCAGUCAUGGGCAAGCAUCAGAUUUAGAUAUAACCAAUCGUGAUUCUGAGUAUGUGCAAGUAUAUAAACCACCUCCACCAUACCCAAUUAGCAACAGUACACCAGAUUUAGCAAGAGCUUGUCCUUUAGGAUACAUGCAAAAUCCAGUUAGUGGAUCUAGUCCAGAUCUUUUGUCUUCUAGAGGAACACAUUUUCAUAUGAUACCAAAUCGUUAUAAUGCUAACCAAACACUAUCAAAUUCAGAUACUCACAGAACUUAUACAAAUUUAAAUGUUUUAGUUGGAUCAAGACAAAAUUUAAAUGAAUUUCGAAAUGGUUUCAAUGAUAAUAAUAUGAUGUAUUAUAUGGGUCAAUAUGGUCCUAUUUUAAAUCAACCUUUUACUAGCAUGCUUGCUCAUGAAAGACCUCAUAAUUGUAGUAAUGUUGUAGCUAAAUUUACUGAGCCUAUCUAUGAAAAUGUGCCGUUGCCAUGGAAUUCAAAAGAAAUUCGCAGUAGAGCUUCAAGUGUGCAGUCUGCUCCAGAAAUGAUAUCACCACCAACUAAGGUUUCAUUAAAGUUACAACCAAUACAGAAACCUUCAAAAGAAGAUAGUAUACCAGUAACAAUAAAAAAAGGAACUGCUUCAGUAAAAAAUUUAUCAUUAGAUAUCAGCAAUACUUCAAAUGUGUCUUCUCAACUUAACUCAACAACUAUAAGUCAUUCAGCAGAACAAUCUUUUGAUUCUUCGAAUCAAAGUAGUAAUAGUGGAACAUUGAAAAAAGAAAGAAAAAAUCGUCGGAUAUGGGCAGGUUUAUUAGGUGGUGCUGUUAAAAGUAAAACUUUAGGUAGAAAUGGUAAUGCUGGUACUCAAAGUGAAGAUAUCAAUCAACGGAAUUCUCGCUCUGCUACACCAACAGGACUACCCAUUCCAUCUACCAUAUCUAAGGAUACAAUGUGUCAAUUAUUGCAAAAUAAACUAGAAGAUGCUCAACUGUUUCAAGAAUUUGAUAAGAUUACAAAAGUUAAACCAAAUGCUGAAUUUUCUACUGCAUUUGUACUUGAAAAUUAUUCUAGAAAUAGACAUAAAGAUAUUCUUCCUUAUGAAGAGAAUCGGGUGCGCCUAUCUCCUAGUAAAGAAAACAGAUUUGGAUACAUAAAUGCUUCUCAUAUAACUGCAUCAGUUGGUAAUGAACAGAGGUUUUAUAUAGCUACUCAAUCUCCAUUACCAAGUACUGUUAAUCAUUUUUGGCAAAUGGCGUGGGAAGCUGGUGUUCACCUUAUUCUUGACUUAUCUCAACCAAAAUUUAAUUCUAUAGAUGAAAGCUUUGGUGAUUACUUUCCAACAGUUGCAGAUCAUUCUGUACAAUUUGGAGAAUACCAUGUAUGGCUUCAAUUUACACAAGAAACUGGUCAUUGUAUUACUAGUAAAUUUAAACUUCAGCAUAACUCAUCUAGGCGAUCAAGAAGUGUAUGGCAUUUGCAAUAUAACCAGUGGGCUGAACAGGACUGUCCAUUAAAUGUGUCACAUUUUCUUGGGUUUUUGGAAGAAAUGAGUUCAGUUCGUGAACAUACCAUAACUGAAAUACCCACAGGACAAAAUCGCAAUCCACCAGUCCUUGUACAUUGUAGUACAGGAGUUGGAAGAACAGGUCUUACAGUAAUAAGUGAUCUUCUAUUAUACACUCUAGAUCACAAUCAAGAGCUGGAUAUACCAAAAACUAUAUCAUUAGCAAGACAUCAACGUAUGCUUUUUUUAGAAACUGUUACUCAAUACAAAUUUGUCCAUUCAUUGCUCAUUUUUUACCUAAAAAAUUCACGUUUAAUUUAGUUUAUAGUUAUUAUGCUCAAAAUGUUAAUAAAUUUUACAGGGUCACAGUUAUUAUUGACUUAAACUUAAAUAUAUUUAUGUAUAUUUUACUCGUGUUUAUGUUAUUUGGUAUUUGUUAAAUGACAUCCAUUCAUGAACAAAUUUUUCUCUUAUAGAUAAUGUAAUUUAUAUUAUGAAUAUUUGUAUUGAAGUAUUAUUAUUUUUAGUUUUAAUUUGUAUACUAUUUUUUCUUAAAUGAAAUUAUUCAUUAUUGUUUUAAUUCUCUAACACUUUUUUAUAAGUUAUUAUAUGAAUUGAUAAGUAA
Molecule: messenger RNA, 4611 nt
Organism: Daktulosphaira vitifoliae (grape phylloxera)
Lineage: Eukaryota; Metazoa; Arthropoda; Insecta; Hemiptera; Phylloxeridae
Gene: Pez
Product: tyrosine-protein phosphatase non-receptor type 14
Exons: 27
Coding region: 1053-4307 (1084 amino acids)
Biological process (GO): protein dephosphorylation
Cellular component (GO): cytoskeleton
Molecular function (GO): protein tyrosine phosphatase activity
Source: RefSeq, a predicted model, not a curated record